GUCCCCUGAGCCCCCGCCCCCGCACAGCCGCGGGCCGAGGACGGAGCCGCGACGCUCCCCGGCAUCCCUCGGUGCAGGCUGGAGCGGGGAGCCUUUCAAAACUCCUCACGUUCAUCCCCCUCACGAAGAAAAAGCUGCUUUAGUCGCAGGAUCCCGACGUUGGAAGAGCUCAGAGCUCCCCUCCCAGCCUGAUGCGACCCCUGCCGCCCCCUCGGCCGGACCAGGACCAGGGAGCGCGCCGUUCCCUUUACGCUGGCCUCUGGGAAACGUCGGAACAGACCCUGUCGCCCAGCGUGCCCCGGGUCGCUUCGGCAGCACCUCACCUCACGAGUGCGCCGUGUCGCUCCCACCCCUUCUCUCUCUCAGCAGCCUCGGGGGCUCCAGCGAUUUCUCGUGUGGUUGGUCCCUAAGAGGAGAUUAGUGUUUGUCCUCACAGUUUGACUUUCAUCCGCUCGCUCCUCAGCAGUGAAGCUGACUCUUGGUCUCAGCUGUCCCGGGGGUCGCCGUUCCUCUCGGUUUUGUCAUUUGCACCUUAACCGGGAUGACUGUGACGUUGUGGUUUCGAGGCCAGAUGCAGAGCCCUCCAGCGGGGCUACCGGACACCUCCUCAGACGGAGGCAUCGGUCUGAUAAUCACCUUUCGUAGGUGCUUUUUCUUAGGGGGAGUUGGCUGACCGGCUGUAAAGCCACCGUCUGAGCAGGGCUUCACAUUUUUAAAGAAAUGCCCUUGGAGUGGUCUGUGGUCCGAUACCCACCCGCCACUUCCGUCUGGCUCCCUGCCUCAGUAGGCCGGGGGGCUGCAGGCGUGGCUGCAGCUGCUUCCUCCUCACCGGGACACACCCUGUCACUGUAUCACUGUAGCUCAGGCCCAUCUCCUCCUGCAAGGAACGGGGCUGUGCUGUUUCCCACACCUGGCCGCCACCCACCCGAGGCAGCCGUGUCCCUGGACCGUCCUCAGCAGCACUGAGGAGCCCGUUGGACACGGAGCUCUUUGGCCCUGUCCUGACCCACCAAAUUGUGAUCUCAGUUUAGCAAAAACUUCCAGGUAAUUUAUAUGCACACUGACAUUCGACAGGUGCUCCUCUUGGGUUCUGCACCCCAUUCCACCGUUGGUGGAGGGUGGUCCCGAACCCACACCAUCUGCAGCACUUCUCUGGCCACUAGCAGGGCAUCCCACAGUUCAGCUGCCUCUGACGCUGUCCACCUGAAGAUGGCCUCAGAUCCCACCAGUUGAGGGCUCAGGCUCCUGCCCCCCGCCCCUCCCCCACAGACCUCUUCAGAUGCCAGCCGCAAGUCAGGGUGCCACCUGUGCUUCUGACCGACCAGCUGGGUGUCUGAGGUUUCCGUGACCCCCUCCUGGGGUCUGAUUACUUCACUGGAGUGGUCACAGAAGCUCACCCAGGGACUCAUUAGACUGGUUUAUCAGAGUAUACAAAUCAGCAGCCAAGUGGAUACAUCAGAUGACGUCAUAAACAAAGGAGCUUCCGUCGUCUUGGAGUUGAGCUGGCCCAGCAUGGUGGCACUUAGAAGCAUUCUGUUCCCCAACCUGGAAACUCUCUGAAGCCCCCUGCUCCCCUGCCUGGAAACUGGGGGGUACUGAACGUCCCCCAGUCACCAGAGGUGUUUUCUAAAGUCACUCCAUUAACACGAGCCCAGUUGUGGUAGGAAGGGGCUCAUUAUGAGUAACAAGACCCCCAAGUCACCUGGACGGCCCUGAAGUGACUUCAGGAACCAAGGACAGGAAGCCAAGAAAGAUGGCCCCAUAGUGGCUCAGGAGAAUCCGAGGCUUAUGGGAGCCCUGAGCCGGGAACCGUGGACCAAGACCAGUACACGUGGGGAAUGUAUGUGUCUUGGUCAUCUGAACGAAUAUAUGUGUUUCUUACAAAUCAGGUUGUCCCAGCUCCACGUGCCUCUCCCCCAUCUUUUGCUUCAGUGUCCUUAGCAGUCAUGUCCAGGAUGUCCCUCCCCUCCAAGUAUGUCUCAGGUGAGCUGGGAGCUGGACUCGGAGGUGCUGCUUCCCCCAGAGCAGACCCGUCUUCCCAUCCGCUUCAGAUGCCUCUUGAAGCAUCUGCGUGUAGGACCCGGGACGGCCUUCGCCUGGUGUCUCUCUGUGAAGGGAGGAGAAAGCACAGACCCAGGAACCCCUGGUCUCCCCGAAGUCGGUGCUGGCCACAGCACAGCGUCCUGGGGAAUGUCAUCCAAGGGAGCGCCCCACCCACCCCGGGGCCAGUAGUGCCUGAGCUCUCAAGGGUUCCUUUUGAUGGCAGACGUCGUUUUAAGAGAGAUGAAAAUUCCAAUCUUUUAAUACCUCUGUUUGAUAGAAAAAAACAUAUGAAAAGGAUGAAUUCAGUGACUCAAGUGCAUCUGUAGCCACGAACCAUGGACGUGCACUUGAAAGCUUGCAGAGCAGGUGUUUUGUCAGCAGGCCUGGGGCACAUAUCCGAGCCUUACGCUUUCCGUGCUAAGCCUCCACCGCCUCCACUGAGCCUAAGCAGCCUGAAGCCACCAGGGAUCUUGGGUGUCCCUGGGUGGGGCUGUCUCCACUCCUCGGAGCCGAGGCUGGUGCAUGGACCACAGGCCUUUGUCCUCCAGGAACGACUGGCCGGGCAGCCAGCCGAGCCCCCAGGCAGCGAGCUCUCCCGCAGCCCGCCUCCCCCACACCCUGCCACCUGGGCACCAGUGGAACAUCCUAAAUCUGUAUCCGGAGACAGCUUCCUGCACCACUUACCGCUCCAAACUGUUUAUUAUUCCACUGGUUUACGGCGACCGGACAAAUAUUCCAUCCCCAGCCUUCCUGGUAGUUUUGGUCAGAGCGGCCAGCCCAUGGCCAGGGUCUGGUUCCGGCUCGCCGCGAGCAGCGUCCUGCCAAGCCACACGGGCCCGAUGAGGGGCUGUCCUCAGCACACCGGGCCGUGGCUGCAGGACUGUUUGGACUGCCUGGUGCUCUUGGGCUUUGAUGAGGAAAUUCAUGCCUCUGUCAUCAUCCCCGCGGCCGGUCACAUAACUCAUCUGAGGUGCAUUAAAGCCGGGGCUGGUUUCCAAGAAUGUACAUGAAUGUGAGCACACGGAGAGGUCUCGUGGAAGAAAACAAGCUGUGGAAUCGUCCAGACCUGGUUCAGUCCUAGCCUGCUGCCUUCCAGCUGUGUGACCUGGACAGACCACUCCCUCCUCCCUUUUCCAAAAUAUGCAUUUUUACCCUCAAGCUAAUAAUGCUUAUUUGGAAAAGUUGCUAUAGAGUAGAAAUAAAAAACCACUUGGACA
Molecule: messenger RNA, 3260 nt
Organism: Canis lupus familiaris (dog)
Lineage: Eukaryota; Metazoa; Chordata; Mammalia; Carnivora; Canidae
Exons: 2
Coding region: 2379-3053 (224 amino acids)
Source: RefSeq, a predicted model, not a curated record